GUUAAUUUCAAUCAAUUAGACAAACUCAGAGCAUCAGUACCGAUAAUUUCCUCUAAUUUAAACAAGUCUAUAUCGUUUAAUCGAUACGAAUUGUUUGACCAGAAAAGUCAAAAUGUUCCCUAAUCGGAAUGACGGGGAAGAUGAACUGAAUACGCAUUAAUUACAUCCUUAUAUUUAGGCCAUGGUACAUCUGCAACUACCUUUCCUUACAGAUUUAACUUCUACCCAAUUAAAAUAUUGGUGAAAACAACUUUGUCGUCCUGUGGCUGCCUAUAUAUACCUCACUAAGUUAACCAUAUACUCAUCAACAAGAAAGCAGAAACUUGAAAAGAAAUAAGAAAGAAAAUGUCAAUUCCUAUGAUAGAUUUUAGCAAGUUAGAUGGAGAGGAGAGAAGCAAAACAAUGGCACUUCUCCACCAUGCUUGUGAGAAAUGGGGCUUUUUUCAGAUUGAAAACCAUGGAGUUGAUAAGGAGCUAAUGGACAAGGUUAAGCAACUAGUGAAUCAGCAUUAUCAAGAGAACAUGGAGAAGAACUUCUAUAACUCCGAGAUAGCGAAAAAGUUUGAAGAUAAAAGCAAUACCACCGACAUCGAUUGGGAAAGCACGUUCUUUAUUUGGCAUCGUCCAGAGAAUAAGAUCAAUGUGUACACCAAUCUUUCCGAGGAGCUUCGCAAAGCAAUGGAUGAGUACAUUGAUCAACUGAUAAAGGUGGCCGAGAAGCUCUCUGAACUCAUGUGUGAAAAUCUUGGUCUGAAUAAGGAAUACAUCAAGGAGGCUUUCUCAGGAGGCAAAGGUCCUUCCGUAGGGACAAAAGUAGCCAAAUACCCAAAAUGCCCUCGGCCAGAACUCGUUAGAGGUCUUCGUGAGCACACAGAUGCAGGUGGCAUUAUUCUUUUGCUCCAAGAUGAUCAAGUCCCAGGUCUUGAAUUCUUCAAAGAUGGAAAAUGGGUGAAUAUCCCGCCUUCAAAAAACAAUACCAUCUUCGUUAACACAGGUGAUCAGGUAGAAGUAUUGAGUAAUGGAAAUUAUAAGAGUACCGUUCACAGAGUUAUGACCGAUAAAGAUGGAAGCAGACUGUCGAUUGCCACUUUCUAUAAUCCUGCUGGAGAUGCCGUCAUUUCUCCAGCUCGAGAAUUGUUGUACCCAAAUCGCUAUACGUUUCAAGAUUACUUGAAACUUUAUUCGUCAACCAAAUUUGCAGACAAAGGUCCUCGAUUUGAAUCUAUGAAGAAGAUGGUCAAUGGGCAAUGAAAUCUUCCUGCAUAAAAGCUAAGGCUGAAAUUUUCCAAAAUUUUCCUGCAUAAGAGCCAUGGUCUCAACCUGUGUGUGUUAACUAUUUGCUGCAACUUUUGCUCAUAUUAGUCCUGAUUUGUGAUUUUGUUUUAAUAGAUUAUAAAUUUAUAACAUGUUUCCUUUACUA
Molecule: messenger RNA, 1420 nt
Organism: Cynara cardunculus var. scolymus (artichoke)
Lineage: Eukaryota; Viridiplantae; Streptophyta; Magnoliopsida; Asterales; Asteraceae
Product: 1-aminocyclopropane-1-carboxylate oxidase 1
Exons: 3
Coding region: 346-1251 (301 amino acids)
Source: RefSeq, a predicted model, not a curated record